Messenger RNA from Diorhabda carinulata, 2031 nucleotides. RefSeq lists its product as uncharacterized. The record is from RefSeq and is a predicted model, not a curated record. Gene Ontology annotation, molecular function: protein binding. The transcript has 4 exons. The coding region runs from base 69 to 1982 and encodes 637 amino acids. NCBI's taxonomy places the organism in Eukaryota, Metazoa, Arthropoda, Insecta, Coleoptera, Chrysomelidae.
AUUAUUAGUAAUAACAAAAAUAUAACAACGCUACACAACGGUCCAUUUUUCAAUAAUUAGGGUCCACUAUGGGCCUUAGAUAUAUAUUUUUUUGUGUUUUACUGUUUUACAUAUCGAAUGCACGUGUUAUCGAAGAAACAUGUCCUAGUUAUUGUGUUUGUGAUAUAAUAAACGAUUACAGACGAGCGACAUGCCAAAGUAAAAAUCUUAUUACAGUGGAAAUCGCAAUUUCGCCUCUUGUGGAGUACUUGGAUUUAUCGCAUAAUCACAUUAGUGAUUUGAAUAGACAAGUUUUUUCAGACCUGCACCUGACAGAAUUGAAAUGGUUGAAUUUAUCCUAUAAUAAAAUCAGCCAAAUAGAUUUAUACGCUUUCGAAGGUUUGGAACAGUUGACAAGCUUGGAUCUUUCUUACAACAGGAUCCAAUAUUUCUUGGAUCAAUGGUGGUUGAGCCUUAACAAUUUAAAAGAAUUAUAUCUAAGAGGAAACAGUUUGGCAUCAAUCAAUAGCCAGCCUCCCAUAUCUCUACCAGAAUUAAAAAUACUGGAUCUAAGUGACAAUAAAGUUGCAAAUUUUCACACAAUAGUAUUUGAGAAUAUACCGAAUGUGGAAGUAUUGGACAUCAGUGACAACUACCUUAUCAAUAUACAUGCAGAACUAUUCAAACCGAUAACUAAGUUGAAAUUAUUGAUAGCUAACGGAAUCAGUUUAAACUGUAAAGACAGAUCCACUCUUCUUCUUGAACAAUAUAUUGAAGGAAAUAACAUAAGCUAUGUCGGACCUUGUAAAAAAGAAGAUAAAAUAGAUAAUGCUGCCCCAAAGUUUGAACGAAUGAUGAUGUUAAAUGAAGAUACAACAAAACAAGAGAAAUUAGAAGCUGCUGAUGUAAUUCCUAGAUCAUCUAACAGUAAGCGGAACUCAAUCCCACAAAUUGAAAACGAAAAGAAAAACAAAUAUAAAACGGCAUGGAAACAGUGGGAGAUAAGUAAAGAUAUAACAGAUGCAGCUUUGAAAAAGAAAAAAAUAUUUAACGGUGUUAAUGCAGCAAAAAAUUCCUGGUCCUUAAAUGACCGAAAAUUUCAGAAAGUAGGAGCAUUUGGAAGCGAUAAGAAUUGUGCAGGAUCACCAAACCUCGAGAACAUAAAAAUUGAUAGUUUUGGAAGUUUCUUCAAGUACAUAGCUGCCAAAAUUAGCUUAGCAUCUCCCGGAGGAGCUGCAGUACUAAGUGGUGUUUGUGGAUUCAUAAUAGGUGUGUUCACAGGACAAACUCAGAAAGGACAAGUCAUAACAAAGAAACUUAAAGUAGUACUGAAAAAAUUCAUUCCCUUUGUAUUAAAAUUCAUACCAGGAGUCCCAUUCAUUUCUGAUACCUCUCGUAACCUAAAUAGCAAUGAUGAUCAAGGAGGUGAUGAAAAAGAUGGCAAACCAGGUAAGAAGAAACAGAAAAAUGAGGAGAAAACAAAGAAGACAAAAAAGAACAAUAAAGGAGAAGAUGAAGAACAUCUUAUCGAAGAUCUGGACAAACACAAUGAUGAGGGAGAUGAAGUACUAGUUGAUGAAGAUAUUAAAACGAAAAGAAAAUUUAAGAGAGGAACAAGACAUUCUGUUGAAGAUCGAGUGUACUUAUUAGACGAAGAAGAGAUUCUAGACGGUUCGACACCUGCAAUGAAGAAAAAGGAUCGAUCAUUGCAUGAAUAUCGAAUUAAAAAAGAAUUUAAUACAGAUGAAUCAAAACUUAAGAAAUCUGACAUUCCAGGUCCAAACGAGAAGGGAAAUAGGACGACGAAAUUUAUAUGGGAAAGAGGAAUUGAGAAAGAACAAUCAGAUGAUUCAGAGGAAGAAGUUGAAGAACUUAAGUCUAGAUCUUCAUUGUCAGGCCCGUCAUCAAGAUUGGUUCGCAAGCCUGACACAGAUAAAAUUUUAGAAAGUGAUGAUUCCUCUCCUAGCAUCACAAAAGAAGAUGAGGACAAAACCAAUGAUUAAAUUAGUUACCAUUAAUAUUAUAUUUUCAAUAAAUUUCUGUGAAACAUGA